Perognathus longimembris pacificus (Pacific pocket mouse) is the source of this 831-nucleotide messenger RNA. Its product is annotated as vomeronasal type-1 receptor 4-like. Gene Ontology annotation, cellular component: membrane. The transcript has 2 exons. Gene Ontology annotation, molecular function: pheromone receptor activity. NCBI's taxonomy places the organism in Eukaryota, Metazoa, Chordata, Mammalia, Rodentia, Heteromyidae. Bases 1 to 831 code for a protein of 276 amino acids. Gene Ontology annotation, biological process: G protein-coupled receptor signaling pathway. The record is from RefSeq and is a predicted model, not a curated record.
AUGGAGAGGAUUGGAGAUGCCUAUGUGUCUGUGAGAGUGAUGUUCUUAACCCAGACUGUUGUUGGAAUUCUGGGUAAUUUGUAUCUUCUCUACCGUUAUCUAUUCCUUUCCUGCAAAGGAAACAGAAUGAGAGGCAUAGACUUGAUAUUGAGGCACUUAAUUGUGGCCAACGUCUUAUGUCUUCUGUGUAGGAGCAUUCCCCAAACUAUGCUGGCUUGGGGAUGGAGAGAUUUCCUCAGUGAUCUGGGGUGCAAACUGGUUUCUUAUGUCUACCGAGUGGGCAAGGGUGUGGUGAUUGGUAGCACUUGCUCCCUGAGCAUCUUCCAGGCCGUCAGCAUCAGCCCCGGUGCCUCCAGAUGGGCAAGGCUGAAGGGGAGAGCCCACAAGCACAUUGUCUCCAUGGUCUACCUCAGCUGGGGGGUCAGCCUCCUGGUGAAUGCAGCUUUUCUCAUGUAUAUAACUGGACCCAAAAUACAUGACAACGUGACUACCUUAAAAGCCAUUGGAUACUGUUCCUCCGUGCGUCACAAUCCAGCUGCAGCAGUACUGUACGUGGCCUUGCUCUCAGUGCCUGAUGUUCUGUGUUUGGGGCUCAUGCUCUGGGCCAGCAUCUCCAUGCUCUUCAUCCUCUACACACACAAGCAGACAAUGAAGCACAUCCAGAGGACCAGCGUCUCCUGCAGAGCCUCUCCUGAGUCCAGAGCUGCCAAAAGCAUCCUCCUCCUGACGAGCACCUUUGUCUCCUUUUACACCUUGUCCUGCAUCUGUCAGAUCUGCUUGUCUGUGACUUACAACCCCAGCCCUGUGCUGCUACGAAUCCCCACACCUUGA